Truncatella angustata is the source of this 1152-nucleotide messenger RNA. Its product is annotated as Sialidase. Lineage: Eukaryota; Fungi; Ascomycota; Sordariomycetes; Amphisphaeriales; Sporocadaceae. The record is from RefSeq and is a predicted model, not a curated record. The transcript is spliced from 2 exons. The coding region runs from base 1 to 1152 and encodes 383 amino acids.
AUGUUGCUUGCAACUAUCGCUGCUGGCAUUUUAUUUCUUGCCUCUAUCUCCUCCGCCAAGCUUUGCCCUCCUACUCCCAAGCCGUGGGGCUUUUUCACUAACAACACCAUCUACCAGACCAGUGGCAACGAGAGUAUCACUUAUCCUCGCUACACUGAGUUGGAAGAUGGAACCAUCUUUGCCACUGCGUCUCUGACAGGCCAUAACCCCAGCUACUUCCCCGUUUUCGAGAGCAGGGAUGGCGGUGCUAGCUGGACAUACAUCUCCAACCUGACAGACCAAGUCAAUGGUUGGGGAUUUAGCGCGCAGCCAGCUCUGACGGAACUGACGGAGCCGGUAGGCGGCUACAAAGCGGGAACGAUUCUCGGUGCCGGUAACAGCUGGAGUGACAAAGGCACGAGAAUUGACCUGUACGCUAGCAAGGAUAGAGCAAGGACUUGGGAGUUCGUUAGUCAUAUCGUUGAGGGCGGACGACCAAACACUACUAACGGAGCUACGCCUGUUUGGGAGCCCUAUCUCUUAGUGUAUAACCACGAGCUUGUUGCUUAUUAUUCCGAUCAAGGCGAUCCCUUACAUGGUCAGAAGCUUAGCCACCAGACUUCCUCUGACCUAAAGACCUGGGGUCCUGCCAUCAACGAUGUAGCUUACAACUUGUACGAGGCUCGCCCGGGCAUGACGGUAGUAGCAUACAUCCCGCCUUUGCACAAAUGGAUUUUAGUGCACGAGCGACCAAUCGGCAACUCAAGCUCCUAUGGUUCUAAUUACCCUGUGUAUUACGUGAUGGCGGACUCGCCCCUCGAGUUUGGUCAGAACGAGGACAUGCCUAUUGUGAUCAACAAUACCACGGUUCCGAAUGCCUCACCAUACGUCGUCUGGAGUCCCGUUGGCGGCCCAAACGGCACCAUCAUCGUGUCUGACGCGGACCGUCGUCAGAUAUACACGAACCAUUUCGGAGGUGCCUUAAAUCGGUGGGAAGAGCAUGCGACGCCCGCAGGUGCUGUGUACAGCCGCGCUAUACAAGUUUUCAAGAAAUACCCCGAUCAUUUGCUGAUAUACGGCGGAGAGACAUUCGACGAUUUUGAUGCAGGCUUACACACACCAUUCUCGGCCACUGUGGUCAAUCUGAACGACGUCUUAAAAACGAAUGCUUGA